This is a messenger RNA of Saccostrea cuccullata (small rock oyster), 2153 nucleotides long. Its product is annotated as peroxisomal carnitine O-octanoyltransferase-like. The transcript is spliced from 15 exons. Lineage: Eukaryota; Metazoa; Mollusca; Bivalvia; Ostreida; Ostreidae. Gene Ontology annotation, molecular function: carnitine O-octanoyltransferase activity. Gene Ontology annotation, cellular component: peroxisome. The record is from RefSeq and is a predicted model, not a curated record. The coding region runs from base 1 to 1872 and encodes 623 amino acids.
AUGGAUGACCAAAACAUCCCAGAUCCAGACUUGCUGUUUUCCUCAGAGGACGAGAAGACAUUUGGAUCAGAGUCACAGCUGCCCUCUCUUCCUUUGCCAGAUCUCAAUCAUACAUUACAGAGAUAUCUGGAAUCAGUAAAACUACACGUCACAGAUGAGGAGUAUAAACACACAGAAUUCAUUGCUCAACAGUUUGCCUCUGGUGUUGGAAAGGAGCUUCACAAAAAGUUAGCAGAGAAAGCUCAGAAUGAGAGAAACUGGUUAGAGAAAUGGUGGGAAGAAAAAAGGUACCUAGAAGUAGGAAUCCCACUGGCCCCGUUCAUCAAUCUGAUUGGAUUGGGCCCCUAUUACAAUCAUUACUGGACCCCCAAGCCAGGGACUCAGUUAGAGAGGGCGGGAAUCGUACUCCACUACGACACCAAGUUCUGGCAGCUCAUCAAAAGGGAGACUCUUAAGGUGGAUGUAGACAAUAAAGGGAGAAAACUCUGUAUGAACCAGUUUAGGCGGGCCUUCUCCACCUGUAGAAUACCAGGUGUCUUCAGAGAUCAACUGAUUUCUCACUUCAAGACAGAAUCCGAGGGUCCUACCCCCCUUCAUGCUGUGGUGCUGUACAAGGGGAGAUUCUUCUGUUUCGAUGUUGUGGAUCAGAAUGAGGAACCACUCCGACCCCCGGAGAUACAGCAUCAGCUGACCUUGAUUAAAGACCGAUGUGAUAGAGAACCCCCAGGCAUAGGACUAGGGGCUCUCACAGGAGAAACAAGGAAGAAAUGGGCAGAGGCCAGAAGUCGACUUUGUGCUUUGCAUCCAGAGAACUUUCACAAUCUAAAAAAAAUUGAGACCAGUAUAUUUACAAUUGCACUUGAUGAUUUUGAGCCAAAAGACAAUUCAGAGGCAUUUACUUACUCAGGGGGAGGGACCAAUUCCAGAGACAGAUGGUUUGAUAAAUGUGUCAACCAUAUCUUCUAUAAUAAUGGGAUUUGUGCAUGCAACUGUGAUCAUGCUUCUUUCGAUGGAAUGGUCAUGGUGACUAGUCUAUACUAUGUUGACCUAAAUAUUAGAAGGUCAAAGGGCAAAUGGCAGGGUUCUGUGGAAAUUAGAGACCUUCCAAAACCAACCGAAUUAAAAUUCCAUGUGGACAGUGUCAUUAUUGAGGCCAUUCUUGCUGCUGAGAAAUUCUUCUUAGCUAAUGCAAAUACUCUAUCAAGUACAACACUUAAAUAUACAAAAUAUGGGAAGAAAAAGUUACGGAAAUACAAAUAUCACCCUGAUACGCAUGUACAACUAGCUCUGCAUUAUGCAUACUACAAAAUACACAACAAACUAGCCCCAUCAUAUGAGCCUGCCACCACGAGAAGAUUUUACCACGGUCGAACAGAAACCUUAAGAACAUGUACUGUAGAGGCCGUAGAAUUCUGCAAAGUCUUGUGUGAUCCGAAGGCUUCAGUUCAGGAGAGGAAGAUUGCAUAUAUGAAAGCAGCAAACAAACAUAAUAAGUUAAUGGAUGAAGCAAAAGAAUCGAAAGGAUGUGACAGACAUUUGCUUGGUUUGGAAACAAUAGCCGAGGAACUAGGCAUACCAAAACCAUUGCUGUUCCAAGAUAAAUCGUUCACAAAAAGUGGCGGGGGAGGAAAUUUUGAGUUAUCCACUAGUUUAACAGGGUACACUUCAGUGUUUGGGGGUAUGGCUGCCAAGACUAAUGAUGGAUAUGGAUGUUUCUAUCAAAUUGAACAAAACUACAUUGAGAUGGUAGUAACAACAUGGAGAACUAGUAAAAUCACCAGCUCAGAGAAAUUUGCUCAAAUAAUUCAGGGAUGUUUGGACGACUUGGAUGAAUUGAUGUUAUCAGAUACACCAAUGACGGCUAAACUUUGAUACUGUUAAAUAACAUUGAGAGACAAUGGCAAGAUCUGAAACUUUUUGUUGGGUAUUUUAUAAUAAGUCAAUCUUAGUCAAUUGAGAAAUUAAAGUUACCUUUAAACCUAAUUCUAAGCUGGAAAUGGCUAAAUGGCUUCUUAAACAUCAUUAGUGCUUUGAACUGUUUAAAGAAUAUCAUUUUUCAGUAAUAUUAUGUAAUAUUAAGUAAUGAUUAUUAUGAAUAGACGAGAUAGAAGUUUGUGUUUCUCGACAAAACAAACAAGUUAUCUGAACAUGCA